AUGGGCAAUGUGUUUCUCGUGGUGGACCCCUCCAAGCAGGGCAUGCUGGGCGUCAAGGUCGAACCGUCCCCCUUCACAGGAAUGGGCGAGUGGGUGGGGAAGCAGCGACAGCAGCUGCAAGGGUCGAGCCCUCUCCCUUCACAGGGAUGGGGGCGAGGAGUGGCUGGGGCAGCAGCGACAGCAGCUGUCAGGGUGAGUGGUUGGGACGGCUGGGGUGUGGUUGGUGGGAGAUUCGCGGAUCCCUCUAACAGGGGCAUGCUGGGACGGAAGGGUGUGCUACCCCCCUCUCCCUCCCCCAACCAUUUUUUUGCCUCUCCCCCUCCCUCCCACCCCCACACUCCCCCCUUACCUGAACCCGCCCCACAUCCAGACUUCCUGGCAAUGUGGGGAAGGGGGAAGGAGAAGGAGAGAAGGCCUUUUUAUAGGCACUCCAACUCAAACCGUUCCACCCCACCGGACCCCGUCCGUCGUUCAGGCUUUUGA
Closterium sp. NIES-65 is the source of this 483-nucleotide messenger RNA. The record is from the annotation of a GenBank genome assembly. NCBI's taxonomy places the organism in Eukaryota, Viridiplantae, Streptophyta, Zygnematophyceae, Desmidiales, Closteriaceae.